UUUAGACCGUCUGCAAACUCUGCUUAGGUGAGUCUGUCGGCUGAACUCCGGGCUGGUUCGACCCUGCACCUGAGAAGCAGCGGAUGCAGAGAGCCAUCGCUGCGCGUGCUAAAGCAGAGACAGAGGAACGGGCUAACGAUUGGAUUUAUAGCGAGCUUCUUACUACGGUGAAAAGACAAGCUGAUGUGAGAAAGGAGAUAUGUCCAUUAUGGGAAGGUGCCGUGAACUCCAUCUCCUGGUUCUUCUUGCAUUCGUGUUCAAUGGAGAGAAAAGUCAGGCGCAAAGAGCAGGUUGCAAGAACGUUCACUAUGACCUUGUUUUCAUCUUGGAUGCCUCCUCCAGCGUUGGAAAAGAAGAUUUUGAGAAGGUUCGACAGUGGGUGUCUAAUUUGGUGGAAACUUUUGAGAUUGGCCCAGAUAAAACCCGAGUAGGUGUGGUGCGGUACAGCGAUCGGCCGACCACGGAGUUUGACCUGGGAAGAUAUAGAACUCGUGAGGAAAUCAAACAAGCUGCACAAAAAAUUAAGUAUUAUGGGGGUAAUACAAACACUGGAGAUGCUCUCAGGUACAUCAACACUUACAGUUUUUCCAAAGAAGCGGGUGGGAGACUUAGUGACCAAACAGUUAAAAAGGUAGCUAUCCUUCUGACGGAUGGAAGGAGCCAGGAUCAUGUCUUAGAUGCAGCCACUGCAGCCCGUCAGGCUGGGAUUAGACUCUUUGCUGUGGGUGUUGGCGAAGCCUUAAAAGAAGAACUGGAUGAAAUCGCUUCAGAACCCAAGUCUGCUCAUGUGUUUCAUGUCUCUGAUUACAAUGCCAUCGAUAAAAUUCGAGGGAAGUUGAGAAGACGCCUUUGUGAAAAUGUUCUGUGUCCAAAUGUCCGUGUGGAAGGAGAUCGAUUCAGACACACCAGUGGGGAGACUGAUGAAGUUCCAGGAUUUGACCUGAUGGAUUCAUUCAGUGUGAAACAAAUUUUUGGAAUGAAGGAAAGCGGAAUUCAGAGCUCUUACGUACGACUUGGAAGUUUCCCCAUUGUUCAGAAAACUGAAGAUGUGUUCCCACAAGGUCUGCCUGAUGAAUAUGCUUUUGUAACUACCUUCAAAUUCCGGAAGGCUUCCAGGAGAGAAGACUGGUAUAUUUGGCAGAUCAUUGACAAGUAUGGCAUACCGCAGGUCUCAAUCCGACUGGACGGAGAGAACAAGGCAGUGGAGUACAACGCCAUAGGGCUCACCAAGGACGCUGUGAGAGUGGUCUUUCGAAACACUCGAGUCAGUGAUCUUUUUGACCGCAGCUGGCAUAAAAUCGCCCUCAGCAUUCAGUCAGAGACUGUUGCCCUUUACAUAGACUGCAGACUGGUGCAGACACUGCCUAUUGAAGACAGGGAAAAUAUCGACAUUCAAGGAAAGACUGUGAUUGGCAAACGCUUGUAUGAUAGCGUUCCCAUUGACUUUGAUCUUCAGCGGAUGGUUAUUUACUGUGAUUCUCGACAUGCUGAGCUGGAAACCUGCUGUGACAUUCCUUCUGGACCAUGCCAGGUCACAGUCCUGACGGAAGCACCACACCUCGAAGCGAGGCCCACUGUUGGCAAUGAACAAGUUGGCCACCUCAAGACUGUCAAUUGCUCCUGUCCAGCUGGAGAAAAGGGGGAGAGAGGUCAAGUUGGUCCUGAAGGUCCUAGAGGUCAAAAGGGAGAAAGCGGCAGCCAAGGACUUCCUGGGCUCCGAGGAGAAAAAGGAGAGUCAGGCAGAGCAUAUGGCAGAGGAGAAAAAGGUGAAAAGGGUGAUGAAGGACUUCAAGGCUUUCCUGGGUUGAAAGGUGAAAAAGGAGAAAAGGGGUCCCUUGGCUCACCUGGCCCCCCUGGGAAGGAUGGAGCAAAAGGAGAAACCGGUGAACCAGGACAGCCAGGAGCAUUUGGACUGCCUGGGCCAGCAGGUCCAAAGGGGUCUGAAGGAAAACAGGGUCCUCCAGGAAUUAAAGGCUACGUAGGAGCACCGGGUCUACAAGGAGAAAGAGGAGAAAAGGGAACGCGAGGAGACAAGGGAGAACAAGGCCUAGAUGGGUUCCCUGGAAAGCCGGGUGCGGAGGGGAAACAGGGCCCUGCUGGCAGCCCAGGCCCUCCAGGUGCCAGUGGGAGCAAAGGAGAAAAGGGUGAGCCAGGGCUCCCAGGACUGCCAGGCACUUCUGUACAUACUGAAGGCAUAAAAGGAGAGCGGGGAGAGCCUGGACCACGAGGACCACAGGGCCAGCCUGGACUUACUGGACCUCCAGGAGUGGCUGGUCCAGAAGGCAAGCCUGGACUCCCUGGUUUACCAGGUCAAAGGGGUAAGAAAGGGGAACCUGGAUUCCCAGGAAUCAACGGUCUGCUUGGACCUCAAGGACCUCCAGGGCUCCCGGGCAUUGCUGGACCUCCUGGACCCCCUGGAGCACCAGGGCUGCCAGGAGAGAUCGGUGUUGCUGGUAAAACCGGACCGCCAGGAUCACCUGGGUUGCCUGGCAAAGAUGGAUUAAAUGGUCUUCCUGGACUUCCAGGUCAGAAGGGAGAACCAGGAGAAAAGGGUGAGGAAGGCUUUCCUGGAAAAGCUGGUCCCAAGGGUGAACCAGGGAGCCGUGGCCAAACUGGUGAACAGGGUGAAGCAGGUCUUCCUGGCCCCCAAGGUUUACCUGGACUGAGAGGAGAGAAGGGAGAUCGGGGAGAAAAAGGAAAAGAUGGCCUCCCUGGAUUCAAAGGUGAAAGAGGAGAAAAGGGUGAUAUGGGUUCCCCUGGACCACCAGGCUUGCCUGGAACAACAGCCUUCUUUACCCCACACCCCAGAAUUCCUGGUGAACCUGGACCAAAAGGGGAAAAAGGAGAUCGAGGAACCAGCGGAGAACCUGGAUUACCUGGGGUCCCAGGUGAACAGGGUGUCCCAGGACCUGCAGGACUUGAGGGCACAAAGGGGCAGAAAGGAGCCCGAGGAGAAGCUGGAGCCCCUGGAGAGACUGGUGCAGCUGGACCAGCAGGACCCCCAGGUCCAAGAGGCUUACCAGGAAAUGUGGGAAUGCCUGGAGGCUCGGGGCUACCAGGAAAGGAUGGAGAAAAGGGGGAAAAGGGUGAUCCAGGAAAAGAAGGAAAACCAGGUGUACCCGGUCCAGCUGGUGAGCCAGGACCUGCUGGAGAGCCCGGUGGGCCCGGCAAGGGUAAAGAUGGAGAACAGGGAGAAAGAGGCCCACCAGGCUUGCCAGGACCUUCUGGGCAUAAGGGGGAAAGAGGAGCUCCUGGCCUUCCUGGGCAGCCCGGAGAUAGAGGUGUUCCAGGAAUCGGGCUGGCUGGACCCCCUGGCCCUGUAGGACCCCCGGGAGACAAAGGGUCAUUGGGUCCCCGAGGUGUACCUGGUAUCCCUGGGCCGCAGGGGCCUCCUGGCCAGGAUGGUCUUCCUGGAAAUCCAGGGGAAAGGGGACCUCCUGGAAAACCAGGUUCUUCUCCCCUACUCUCUCCAGAGGACAUAAAUCUUUUAGUCAAGGAUGUGUGCAGUGACUGUCCCCCUGGCCCACCAGGACUACCAGGCAUUCCAGGUUUCAAAGGUGAUAAAGGUCUCCGAGGAACACCAGGUAGAGAUGGCCAGGAUGGUAAAAUGGGUGUUGCUGGUCCCAGAGGUCCUGCAGGCCCACCUGGGCUGGAUGGCCCAAAGGGUGCUAAAGGAGACCGUGGUACAACAGGAAUUGCAGGAGAAAAAGGCGAGCAGGGCCAUCCUGGAAUGCCAGGCUUCUCAGGGCCUCCUGGAAACCCUGGUCCACCUGGACCAGAUGGGGCACCGGGGCUAAUAGGACCAGCAGGAAACCCAGGAGAUACAGGUAAAGAUGGCCCUCCAGGUCCACAGGGACCACCAGGGGUGCCUGGACUUCCGGGCAUUGCUGGAAAUGACGGCAAAGAUGGCAAGCCAGGAUCCCUUGGGGAACCGGGAAAACCUGGAGAACCAGGACUGCCUGGCCAGGAGGGUGCCAGAGGCUUACCGGGUUUCAAAGGACAGAGAGGAGAUGCAGGUCCCCCAGGUCCCCGGGGGGAGCCAGGUGCGACAGGUCCUGCUGGGCGUGAGGGGCCACCAGGGAAGGAUGGUGAUACCGGUCCCAUAGGACCACAAGGUCCUCGAGGACUCAGAGGGCAGCCGGGGAAGAAUGGAUCGCCUGGACUGGCAGGAGAACCUGGCCCAGCAGGUAACCCAGGCCCAAAAGGAAAUAAAGGAGAAAAUGGCAGCCCAGGACUCCCAGGUUUUGUAGGACCUCGAGGACCACCUGGAGAACCAGGAGAGAAAGGUCCUCCAGGAAAAGAGGGUGUACCAGGGAAACCAGGCGAAAGUGGCUCCAAAGGAGAGAGGGGAGAGCCUGGCGUCAAAGGUGAAAAAGGCUCUCAAGGAGAAAAGGGGCCUCCAGGUGACCCUGGAAUACCUGGUCAUAAAGGCCAUCCGGGACUGAUGGGUCCUCACGGACCUCCAGGAGACAAUGGGCAAGUUGGACCUCCUGGUCCCCCAGGACAGCCAGGAUUUCCUGGACCACGGGGGGAAUCACCAUCUCUGGAGACUUUGAGAAGGCUAAUCCAAGAGGAGUUAGCAAAGCAGCUAGAUGCAAAGUUAGCCUAUCUCUUGGCUCAGAUACAGCCUGCACAUGUGAAAGCAUCCCAUGGCAGACCAGGACCUCCUGGUCCCCCUGGGAAGGAAGGACUCCCAGGAAGAACCGGUCCUCCAGGAGAGCCUGGCCGACCUGGACAGACUGGGUCUGAAGGGCCACCUGGACCAAUUGGUCCCAAAGGAGAAAGAGGAGCAAAGGGUGAGAAAGGAGAUACUGGUGUUGGUCAACGAGGAGAUAUAGGUCCUCCAGGAAUUCCAGGCCUCCCAGGGGAGCCUGGCUAUGCCAAAGAUGGGAUGCCAGGACCACCUGGCCCUCAAGGUGAAGCUGGGGUGCCUGGCCACAUGGGCCCACAGGGACCUCCAGGAGCCAAUGGACAGUGUGACCCCACUCAGUGUGCCUACUAUGCAAGCCUGGCUGCCAGGCCUGGCAAUGUCAAAGGGCCCUAGCAUGCGGGGAAUAUCCUCAGACUUGUUUUUAAAACUUGAAUUCAACAAGCCUGCCAAGAGCUAUCGGAUGUUUUCAACUAUCUUUCUUUCAUGGCAGGCCUUUUAGGUGAUUAAAGCCAACAAAUGCUGCCGGUCGGUCAAUUAUUUUUGUUAUAAUUAUUAUCUUCUUUGAUGUGACAUGUGGCUUUGGUUUUGUUUUCUCUAACAUCAGGGCAUAUUAAAACAUUAAAAACAAUUGUUUUUCUUUUGAAGAGCAUGAGAUGUCGAUGCAUCAUAUAGCUGCUUCUGCAAAACCACUCUGGUGCCAAAUUUUUCCUCUUCUAUCUGGUUAGUUCUUUUCAAAGCUUUACCCUUUAUCCUUAAAACUCGAAUUAAAUCCUGCACUGUUCAGUCGAGAGCAUUAAUGGUGAGACAUAGGCUAACUGAAGGAUUGCUGAUGCUAACUGCAGUGCACAUGGAGGCGAGGCAGGCAAGGCCAUGCUGGAGUCUCCAGUGCAUUCAACUCAGAAUGGACGGUCAGCUAUGGACAGACAAUGCGUGUUUCCCAGAAGGCCUUUUAAAUUUAUUGUUCUUCUGCUUAUAAAGGACAGAAAUUUGAAUCGUAUAGAAGCCGCUUUUUAUGGGGCCAUGAGGGAUCUCACAGUAAGGCCUGAGAAGACCACAGAGACGGUCUAAAUCUCACUUUCCCUUUGCAAGAACUUCAGAAGACAGAGGAUUUGUUCCUAUCUGCUGGAGUUUGUCUUCUUGCUAUCAAGGAGAUGCCUCUGCAAAAAGUCACAAGGUUGCCCUCUGUCAGCUCAGGGAUGCUGACUUCCCUUUUCACUGUCAAUGCAAAGACAGCUCCCCUUCCAUCUAACUCUGCUUCACCCCCCAAAAUCAGCCAGUGCACCACAGAAAGUCUCCUGGCCUUAAAAAUCUCAGGAACCUGAGUAGGACCCAACUUCACUGUUUAUGAUAAUCCACCAUGGCAAUAACUUGGCAAUGCUGGUUUUUUUGAGAGAGUAGAUGAGAGGUUGUGGGCUGAUCUAGGAGAAUGCUGGUCUCUGAGGAAGGGAUUCAGAGCAGAGAGGCAUUCAGAAAUCCAGUGGAUCAAGGGAAACUGUGUUGAAGACAAAGCAAAAAAUCAGAAAUGGGCCCCUUUCCCCUAUCAGCUAAUAGCUAAAAUCAAUGUGGGGACGCAGUGAAAAAAUAAAAAGGGGAUGGAGCCUGAGAAGAACUUCAGAACAGGUCAUUUCUAACCCUCUGGCUGAGGCAUGCCCACACACAAAGGGAUAGAUCGGGGAGGUGAUCAGGCCUUGGACAUAUGUGCCAGCAAAGCAGCUGCAUCUUUGAAACUGUUCUGCACUAAGCAGUUUGUACUGGGAGAUCGAAGUAAUGAACCUGAUACAGACACUAAGUGCUGAAUGCGUUUGGAAAUCUCAUCAGGUCUUUUAGAGCCAGAAGUGAGACACUCUGCCCUGCUGGCAUAUUCACCACAUGGCACGGUGCUCCCGAGCUGGCUGAACUGAGCAGAACUCACAGCUGUCUACAGCCAUGCCAGGGUCAGACCCGGUGGCUGAAGCCGUUUGCCAGCCUUGGAGUCUCCUCCCACCCUGCAGCAGAUAGCAAGGGCCUCUACUUUACUGAAAAAUGGAAUUAAAUAACACGUUCCCCUGCCAGGGUUAAAGAUGACAGUCUGUCAUCUGUAGGUGUCAAUGGUGCUAUUUCCUAUGCAAAUAAGCUGUUUGAUUUGAUUUUACUGGGUAUCUUGCUAUGUAUCUUGACCAAUCAAAGUGAAAAUAUCAUGAAGCUUAACUGCUUGCAAGUAACUCUCAGUGGUAUAUCUGUUACUGUACUACUUAGGCAAACUUGCUGUGUUUCAGUAUUAGGCAAGAAUGUUUAUCACAUUGUAUUUAACAGCAUCAUGUCUCCAAGUGUUGGCUGAGAGAGGUUUCAUCCCUCCAGUGCUAAUGCACAACAGGCUUCCUACCCCAGAGAUACCUCCUAACAAGUCAUGCAGUAGCAUGAGCCAUAAUUUUGAAUAAAUAUGAAGGCAAUGAACAGGUUUUGUGGAGAUCAAGCAUGUUAACUGGACCACGUUAAUGUGACAUUUAAUUCCUGUCAUGCCAGUAACUCCUCGAAUUUGAUACAUUGUCUUUUAGCAUAUACGUUUGCACAUGCCAUACGUGACUUUAUACUUGAGACUUUAAUACACUCGAGAACACCGUGAAAUGGGUAAAUACAUAACAAAGUUCUUGUUAAGAAAAUUUCAGGAUCUUUUACCCCUGUGAGAUGGUGCAGUGGAAUCUAACUGAAGAUCUGGGGAUUUUUUGGAAAGUCUUUUGGAGCUGUUGCCCAGAGGCUAUGUUAGAAAAAUGAAGCACAACCUGCAUCUUGAAUAGCAAUUAAAAGAUCUGAGCGAGCAAGAUGCAGACUAGAAGUCUGUAACUUCUCCACCUGGAAAAGGGAACACAGCGUAAUUCCUUUUGGUCUAACAUACCCUAGCGUAUAGUUACCCAUCCAAUCUGUUCUGGAGAACACCCUUGAUUGUCUCUGUGCUCUGAAUUUAUUAGCUGCCAUUUCCCUGCUUUUUCUUACAGCUAUUUUCUGGCCAGUUAAAUGGCGUGCACUCAGUGUCAUUUUUUGCUAGUGAGAGGAGUUCGAGACAUGCUGCAAACCCAGGUCAGGACUGGUGCUAAGAGCUACUCAUUCACAGGUGUGUAGUCACCAAAGGGACUUUUCUAUUGCCAUCACAUCUUAUUGAAUCGAGCCCUGUGUGGCAGUGCUUAAAAAGGUAAGAAAGGAGCGGUGUUUGUAGGAUUACUGCUUUAUGAACGAAGGCACCACAAGUUCCAACAGUUUUUGCCUUAGUCUGUGUGCAGGUAUUUGCAGUCUUUGGAAAGGGAGCCCGAGAUUGACUUCUGAAUUAGGUCUGCCAACUGGGCAGAGACUAAACCUACAAGUACAGCCCUGGGCAUGGUCAGAAGCUGCUCUCCAGAAAAUGCAGAUGCCUCUGUGCCUGUGCAGAUGAUUAGGUAUGGUGGAAGGAGGCUGAGGUGGCAGGUAGCCAUACAUUAUCUGUCCAACGACCUGCAAAGCAGCCGUGCAGACAGGAGGUGAUGGAUCAGGGCAGAGAUGGGGUUCACAGCUGUCUCCCUAAUCAUGCUUGAAUAAGGGGAACAUGGCUUUUGCGUCUCAAUACUCCUGCCUUCGCAAUAAAGUGCUGGUGCUUCCUCUUUUUUUGUAAAGUGUCUUGAGGUCUGCCAAAGUGAUGCAGCUACUGCAGGAGAGUGUCAGUUCACUGCAGUAAGGUCUGUUCAUUGAAUCUUAAGCUUAUACCCAGGGAUCCAUUGAUAUUUGUUGCUGGAUUUUUCUGGCUGGCCCUGUGGUAAGAGAGGAUAUGCUGUUAAAAUUUCAUUAGGGAACCAGGCAAUAUAUUAUUUAAAAAUUACAAAGGUGCUAAUCAUAUGUGAGUUCUACGGUUUCACAGGUUUUUUUUUUUUUUAAAUUGUGUAAAUUAUUGCAGUUGUAGCAAACAGACCAUUAUUGCUUUUUUUUUUUUUUUGACCUGUCAAUAAAAAUGCAAAGAUCAUGUGGGGAA
Molecule: messenger RNA, 8624 nt
Organism: Struthio camelus australis
Lineage: Eukaryota; Metazoa; Chordata; Aves; Struthioniformes; Struthionidae
Source: RefSeq, a predicted model, not a curated record